AUGACUUCGGAUCAGAAGACAUUCACUGAAAUUGUAGACAAAGCUAUUGCCAAGGCUGAAGAUAUUCUCCCAAAGGAUAAGCUGUUUUCCUAUAAAUCUGUUCUGUUUCCUACAGUAUUCUGCAGCCCAGAAACUUUCAAGGCUCUUGAGUCCUUUGAAGCCAGGAAUGAUGAUAUUAUCCUAGCUGGGUAUCCUAAAACUGGUUCCAACUGGUUUGUCCAUAUUCUACGUGACUUAGUAAGAACCAUAAAGAAGAGUCAAUGUGAAAUGAAUAAAGGAAGUGAUGAAUUGCUAUACCUAGAAUUUGGAGAUCCAGGAAAAUUUGAGAGAAUGAAGAACUUACCAUCCAGACGGGUAUUAGGAACACACCUUCUUCCACAUAUGUUGCCUGAGUCCAUUUUUAAGAACAAAGCCAAAGUUCUGGUGCUGAUUAGAAAUCCAAAGGAUGUGGCUGUGUCUUAUUUCCAUUUCAGUAACAGGAUGCCCACCCUUCCUUCAUUCAGGACAUGGGAUGAGUUCUUCAGAGAUUUUAUAGAAGGCAAAGUGGCCAGGGGCUCAUACUUUGAUUAUCUGAUGGAAUGGAACAAAUACAUUGAUGACAAGAACAUUACGUUCAUAACCUACGAAGAAGUGAAAAUGGAGCCAGAGAUGGGAGUGAAGAAAAUGGCUGACUUCUUGGGAUUCUUUAUUAAUGAGGAAGAAAUCCAAAUGAUUGUAGACCAGAACAAUUUCCAGGAAAUGAAGAAGAACUCUGAGUGUACCCAUGGCGUUUUUGGAAAAAUACUCUUCCGUAAAGGAGAUAUCGGAGACUGGAAGAGCAUUUUCUCGGAAGCUCAGAGCCAAGAAAUGGACCAAAAAAUUGAAGAGUGCUUAAGAGGAACUAAGCUUUGUGAGAUGAUGAAGUAUGACAUUUACUGCCGGUUUUGA
Molecule: messenger RNA, 927 nt
Organism: Euleptes europaea (tarantolino)
Lineage: Eukaryota; Metazoa; Chordata; Lepidosauria; Squamata; Sphaerodactylidae
Product: sulfotransferase 6B1-like
Exons: 7
Coding region: 1-927 (308 amino acids)
Biological process (GO): sulfation
Cellular component (GO): cytoplasm
Molecular function (GO): sulfotransferase activity
Source: RefSeq, a predicted model, not a curated record